Dimorphilus gyrociliatus is the source of this 2622-nucleotide messenger RNA. The record is from the annotation of a GenBank genome assembly. Lineage: Eukaryota; Metazoa; Annelida; Polychaeta; Dinophilidae.
ACACUACCAAUUUACGCCAUGUUGAAAUAGUUGCUUAGAUAAACAAUUCGGUUUCUAUAUGUUUAAAAUUUAUACAUUUAGCAUUCCCUUUUUAAGAGAGUAGUUUUAAAAAGGUUAAACUCCAUUCUACUUGUUAAAUUUUAACUUAUUCAAUAGAAUAAAACUAUUGACAAUGAGAAAUUAUAUGACUUUACAGAUAUUUAGUCAAAAUUCGUGCCCCUCCUUAAGUUGAAGAUGGCUUUCCGUUCAACAUCUAGUAAACGAGAAGAUGUUUCUAUUCAUCUGAAAGCUCAGAGAUAUAUAAAUUUGAAAAAUGCCAAGGAGCAGACAAAGAAACUAGAAAUGGACAGUAGGAAGAUGGAAGAGCGUUUAAAAGAACUUAAAUUAGCUGUUAACAAAGAAAAGGAGGACAGAAAGAGAUUAACUAAUGGUACUGAUAAUGGAUUUUGGAAAUCUGGUCAAACAGGUCAAUUAACCACUUACGCCAAAGAUGUUUUAGAACAGAACAACGAGAAGAAUAGGAAAAAGACAAAAUUUACUGUUUUGAAAGAAGAAAUAAUUGAACCGAGAAAGGCGUCUGCUGAAACCAAGAAAGUACCUGGUACACUUGCGUAUAUUGCUCAACAAGGCGAAGGUUUUAAAGUCAAAAAUUUUAAAGGACCUAAAUGUGGACAAUGCGAAAUGAAAGGUGCCCAAGUGACAUGUCUGGAAUGUGGAGAAGAUUAUUGCGCAUCUUGUUUCGCUUCUUUUCACCUUAGAGGAGCAUUGAAGAAGCACAGAUCUGCUCCAAUCGCUGCCAAUGGUGCUCGAGGUAACAUAACUCCAAGAACAAGUGCAGCUUCCGAGAGAGCAUCUGAAAAAUCUGCACCGCCACCUCUCAAAGUUUACGAAGAACAGAAUCCAAAUAAACUAACUCUAACUGAAAUUGACUUUAAAAUGAAUGAACCUACCAGCUCAAAAGUUGAAAACAGCUUGUUAGAUGGUGUUUACGAUGAAAAGGCCGCCCAAGACUCUUUCCAAGAGGCACUCAAAGAAUGGAGAGGUGAUGAAACAACUCCGAAACAAACUUCGAAUUCUAGUUCGACCUCUGUCGAAAAAAAGAUAGCAGUUUCAACAACUGAUUGCGCAAUCGGAACUAGCGAUCAGAGAAUAGAUGGGAAGAAAAAAUUGGAGAUAAAAUUCUCUACGAAUUCGCAUUCCGGAUUGAGUUAUGCUGAAAAAUUACUGAUUAAGAAGCAUAGAAGAAACCAAAUAAAUUUUGAAGAACGCCCAGCAAAUAAUGAAGAAAAAUUACCAAUUCAUUCUGAUUCUAAUGUUAAACAGAUAAGAUCUGCUGACAGGCAAAGGGAGAUUAGCUCAAUCGAUAUGAAAGAGAGGGUUGACUUCAAUAGCCUAUACGAAGCUAUGAAAUCAACUUCAAAGACACCUUCAGAGAUUUCUGUAGUCGAUAUUUCUUCACCUCUGCCAAUUCAUUCUCCUAGUCCACCAACUCCAAAUUCUUCGAGAAAACGAGCUUUUGAUCCUGAUCCAGAAUAUUCCUCUAGACGUGCUAUUGUUACUCCGUUUAUUGAACCUAUAGUCGAUAGUCCUCCGCCAAUGACUCCCGAGCCAGUAUGCGUUCAGAAUGUUGAAGAACCUAGACUUGACCAAGCUAUUGCCGAAUCUGUGGACCUCCGUAAAGAAGAGCUUGAGCAAUUGCCACUAGAGUCAUCAAGAAAGAGUCGGUUAAAGAAAUUACCAACAAAGACUCCAAGAACUCCUAGAACGCCUAGAACAGCAAGACCACCCUCUAGGGCAGAAAUGGCUGUACGACGAAAAGAGAUGUUUGGUGAAGGUACUCUAACGAAAAAGCCAAGUGGAAGCUUGCAAGAAAUUGCCAAUUAUGCUGAUUUAGUCGUUGAUAAUCCUCUAUUUGUUUAUAACGACGGGGAGGAGAAGCCUGCAGUUCGACCUAAAACUGCUGGUAAGAGAAUUUCGACCGCAAAGGACGGCUCUAUAGAAAAAUGGAAAAUAAGUAGUCAUGUUUACAAGAUCGGUCCUCGUUCCUGGAGACCAGAUAGUAGUUUAGCAAAUAGGAUUGUGGAAAAUCAAAUGAGAGAUCACAUGAGUGAUGAAAAUAAUAUUGAUAUGUUGGCUCUUAUGCGGCCUGAAGAGGGAGAAGAAGAGACAGAAAAUGAAAUUAAGAUCUUGUCUUAUAAAUGGAGUGAACAAGACCCAAAAAAAAAUGACCUUAAAUUAACUGAAAACUCAUUAAGCCAGUCGGACUUUAGAACGAGCUCUAUAGAGUUAGAGCAAAGACCUCAAUCAAGGUCAAUAGUCGUAGAUGGUGAUGAUAUGAGUAUUUAUGAUAACUGUGAGAAAAAUCACGAAGAUCAUAAGGAAGAUAAUGAAGCACUUAAUCAACUGGAAUGGGAAUUAGCAUCAGAACAAGGGCUAAUAGAUGAGGAUGGAAAAAUCUCAAGAAUGCAAUUUCUUUCGCAAGAUGAAGAUGAGAAAGAUAUUACACCUAAAAACUCAUUUGAUUUGGAAAAGCAACUAAAUGAAGGAGACAGACUAUACGACGACUUUGAAGAAAUGGAAGCUGAGUUUUUAUGCGAAGACGAAGUGUGUAAAUUAAAGUAA